This is a messenger RNA of Podarcis lilfordi (Lilford's wall lizard), 8917 nucleotides long. Lineage: Eukaryota; Metazoa; Chordata; Lepidosauria; Squamata; Lacertidae. The record is from the annotation of a GenBank genome assembly.
GAGCAUCCUGGUGCUCAGGUCCUGCUUGCCAGUUUCCCCACAGGCAUCCGGAUGGCCACUGUGAGAAGAACAGGAUGCCAGGCUAGAUGAGCCACUGACAGGAUCUUCUUAUGUUCUGACGUUCCUGAUUUCCCCUCGGGAGUUAAUUCCAUACCUCUGGAGUUUGGGGGCCUAUGAACAUUCCUUUGGGGUUUAUUGACAUGUGAGUUUUGCUUCUUUGAACCUCUUUCAAGCAAAUAAAAAUCUGGGCAAGUAGAAUGCUUUUUGUUGUUGUUAAAUUUGUAACAGCCUCCUCAGUCUGCAAAAGCUGCCAGCUUUUUUCAUUGCUUUUGCUUUUCCCAGAUCUGUCACAAGACUUUUGUUAUUAGCCAAUCUUUGCAAACAGCAAUUCUGCUCCUCCCCUACAAUCCACACCCGGGGACGCACUUCUGUAGAGAAGCAAACAUGACUUUGUCUUGCAAACGUUUCCUCUUCAGAAUGUUUCCGUACUUUCUUCUGGGUAAGUCCCACACCAUUUGUUCUGAAUAGCAGUAAGAUCUGCGCCAGCAGCUGGUUUGUUCAGGAGGUUGGGGAAGAGACUGACUAUAUCUUUGUCCUUCCUGACAUUUGCCUCUUUCAGCUGCCAGACUCCUCUCUCUGGAGAAGGCUAUGGGAAGGCAGUUGUAAGCCAUCUUUCUCUCCCCUCUGAACUGCAUUUAAGCCAGGCUGCCUGGAGUGUAGGGAGACCCGUGUCAGAAACUUUAUUGUGAUAAAGCCUCAGUGUGUUUUUUGGGGGAGGGUAAUGUUGAAUUUAUUUUGUGUUUGCCAAAUUGUUUAUUUCUGUCUUUUAAAAAAAUUACUAUCAUAUUCUGUAUUUCUUACAUUUGUAUUUUCAAUGCUCUGUAUUUUGAUGUUUUGAACGUUUGCUGUGAGCCACUUUGGGCACAGCUCGUUGCGGAAUAGUAGCAUAUAAGUAAACUCAGUCAGUUCUAAGCAAGAGCGAAGUUAUUGAGACAGCUCAUAAAGGUUUCUCUUUCACCACUGAUUCUUGCUGGAGGGAAAGCGUGGACAGACAGCACAGACAGAGGAGGAUCUGAUCUGCUGGGAAGCGAGAGGAAGGAAGGAGAAGACCAUUGUGUUUGAAAGUUCAUGACGCUUGCAAAUGACACCCUGGGCUCGGGCUACACUUAUUAAAUGGAUGAACAGGAUUAUUUUAGAGCAUCUAUCCUGUGCAGAAGAAUGAAGUUGUCCUUCUCACAGUGGUGAAACAGAUGCCAGAAAGGAAGCCAUCAGGAAGGACCUGAGUGCAACAUCAGCAAGCUUCCCAUAGUGGAUUCCCAGAAACGGCCAGUUUGGGUCUUCACUGCCAAUUAUGGCUCUCUGCAAUCCACAAUCCAGGACUGUGGAUUUUUCUCACAGAAGACCUUUUCUUCAGAGUAUUGAUGUAUUCAUCUUGAGUAAGGACUUCGCUGCUUUCUCCCUCAAAAAACAAAAGAAGGAGGAGGAGGAGGAGGAGGAGGAGGAGGAGGAGGAGAAACAACUCACCUAAAUGCAUGGAGGGCGCACUCUGAAUUUGAUUUGGCAUGAAAAGGUAAAUUAUUGGCAAUAUUGUUUGCUUGCACUGAGGGCCUCCUUUCCCCAGGUUGAACCCUCCCAGAACACCCUUGGUGGCUUCAAAGGAAUAACCAAGAGAAGGCUUAAUUCUUCUUGUCAUACAGUGGUGCCUCGCAAGACGAAAUUAAUUCGUUCCGCGAGUUUUUUCGUCUAGCGAAUUUUUCGUCUUGCGAAGCACGGUUUCCCAUAGGAAUUCAUUGAAAUUCAAUUAAUGCGUUCCUAUGGUCAAAAAAAGUCCAAUCAAAGCCAAAUUUGGUACAACAAUAGUUUAUUAAGUGCUCUUUAAAGUCACACAUACUUUAAAGAGCAUAUCAAAAAUUGAAGGAACAAUAAAUUAAGUUUCUAAACAUGACAGAAAAACAUUUAAAAAUCAACGAAGUGUACUGUACAUACAUUUUCUAAGACUCUGGGGGACCACUCGAAGAAGGUUCCUCUUCCACUCUUUGCUUCUUGCUGAGGAACCUCUCCAUGGUCUGCUGCUUCAUCCACCUUUUCAGCAGCUCCCUGAGAGGCAACAUGACCGUCGUAUCAAAAGUGUUCGUUUGGUCAUGUGCCACGUGCUUGUUAGGGUGGUGCCGCUCUGCAAAAGCCUGCACCUCCUUCCACUUCUGGCAAAUGUCCCUCAGUUCUUUGGAGGACGGCCGUUCCUCAGUUGCUUCCUCCUCUUCCAGCGAGGCCUGCUCCUGCGCAACCUCUGACUGCAGUUCAACCAGCUCCUGGGUGGUCAGCUCGUGGUCGUGCUCCUCCACCAGCUCGCAGAUGUCCUCCUCUGUGACCUCCAGGCCCAUGGUCCUCCCCAAGGCAACAGUGUCCUGCACCACUGUUGACUCUGGUGCAUCAGAGUCACUUGGUGCCACACAGUCCGGCCACAGGCUGCGCCAAGUGCAAUUCAAAUUUCUCUGGCUGAUCCCGUUCCAGGCCGUGGUGAUCAUCUUCAAGCAGGUGACGAUGUCGAAGUGGUCCUUCCAGAAUUCCCGCAGGGUGAUGGUGGUGCAAUCAGUCACCUCAAAGCAUCGCCUGAAAAGCUCCUUGGUGUAGAGUUUUUUGAAAUUGGCAAUGACCUGCUGAUCCAUCGGCUGGAGCAGUGGCGUGGUGUUAGGCGGCAGGAACAUGAUGUUGAUGAAGCUGAACUCCUCCAACAAGUCCACCUCAAGGCCUUUAGGAGGAGCAGGAGCAUUGUCCAUCAGAAGCAAAGCCUUCAGCGGCAGGUCGUUGUCCAGCAGGUACUGUUUGACAGCAGGGCCAAAAGCAAGAUUGACCCAGUCCACAAACAGCACACGUGUGACCCAAGCCUUGCUGUUGGAUCGCCACAUGACACUCAGCCGCUCCUUGUCGACCUUGUGUUUCUUGAAGGCCCGUGGGUUCUCCGAGUGGUACACCAGCAGGGGCUUGAUCUUCACGUCGCCGCUUGCGUUGGCACAGAAGAGCAGGGUCAGGUGGUCCUUCAUGGGCUUGUGGCCAGGCAACUUGGCCUCCUCCUGUGUGAGGAAAAUCCUUUUGGGCAUCCUCUUCCAAAACAGCCCGGUCUUGUCGCAGUUGAAGACCUGCUGUGGAACGUAGCCCUCUGUCUUCACAGCCUCCAGGUACUCCAAGGCAAAGUCUUCAGCCACAGGAACAUCAGAACUGGCAGCCUCUCCAUGCCUGACCAUGCUGUGGAUUCCAGAUCUUGCCUUGAACCGGUCAAACCAGCCUCUGCUUGCCUUGAAGACUUCUGGCUCGCCUGAGGUUCCUGGCUGUUCCCGGAUGAGGUCUGCGUGCAAGGCCUUGGCCUUCUCACAAAUGACGGCCUCAGUCACUGUGUCCCCUGCACGCUGCUUCUCUUCUAACCAGAUGAGCAGCAACUUCUCAACCUCCUCCAGAACAGCUGGGCGGUUCUUCACGAUCCUGGUGACUCCCUUGGCUGCAUCAGUCGCAAGGAUCUUCUCCCUCAUCUUCAGGAUGGUCCCGAUGGUCGAUGGGUUCCUGCCGUACUCCCUGGCGAGGUCCGUCACACGCAUUCCACCGUCGUGCUUCCGGAUGAUCUCCUUCUUCAUUUCCAGCGUCACCUUCUCCUUCUUCCUCUCACCGGCCUCCGCAGCAGCAGCAGUCUUCUUGGGUCCCAUGGCAGCACAGCUCUUACCUUCGUAAACUCAGAAAAAUAAAAAGAAAAUCAGCAAUUCAAACCCACAACCAAGUCAUUGAAUUCCAAACACCCAACCCAAAAUCCAAAAACCCCCAAAAAAGUUUUAAAAGUUUAACUUACGAAAUGGCUGCAAAUCACCAAAGUCUUCAAAAUCCUCAAAUGGCUGCAAAAGAAGUUUUGGGAAAGCUUUAAAAAUCACCAAAGUCUUCAAAAACCUCAACUGUUCCCCCAGCCCCUCCCCAACUGUUGCAAACCCCUCCCCAACUGUUGCAAACCCCUCCCCAACUGUUGCAAACCCCUCUUCAACUGUUCCCCCAUCCACCCAGCACACAGAAAUUCAAACCCAGAAUUUUUUUCCAAAAAAAACAACAUGGCCCAAUGGUCACAGAAAACCAUAAAAAUUCAAAAAAAACCACACAAGCUCCCAGAUUCUUGCAAACCCCUCCCCAGCUGUUCCCCCAGCCACCCAGCACACAGAAAUUCAAAACCCAUAAUUUUUUUUCAAAAAAAAACAACAUGGCCCAAUGGUCACAGAAAACCAUAAAAAUUCAAAAAAACCCCACACAAGCUCCCAUAUUCUUGCAAACACCUCCCCAGCUGUUCCCCCAGCCACCCAGCACACAGAAAUUCAAAACCCAGAAUUUUUUUUUUAAAAAAAAAACCAACAUGGCCCAAUGGUCACAGAAAACCAUAAAAAUUUAAAAAAAAAAACCACACAAGCUUCCAGAUUCUUGCAAACCCCUCCCCAACUGUUGCAAACCCCUCCCCAGCUGUUCCCCCAGCCACCCAGCACACAGAAAUUCAAACCCAGAAUUUUUUUCAAAAAACAACAACAUGGCCCAAUGGUCACAGAAAACCAUAAAAAUUAAAAAAAAACCACACAAGCUCCCAGAUUCUUGCAAAACCCUCCCCAGCUGUUCCCCCAGCCACCCAGCACACAGAAAUUCAAAACCCAGAAAAUUUUUUCAAAAAAAACCAACAUGGCCCAAUGGUCACAGAAAAUCAUAAAAAUGCAGAAAAAACCACACAAGCUCCCAGAUUCUUGCAAACCUCUCCCCAACACCAAGUCCUUGAAUUCUAAUCCAAAAACCCCCCAAAAAGUUUUAAAAGUUUAACUUACAAAACAGCUGCAAAAGAAGUUUUGGAAAAGCUUCAAAAAUUCAGCAAACUCUUUAAAAAGCUCAAAAAGGCCACCACACCGUGUGCAAUGUGUUGCUCCUCGAAGUCAAGUCGCAACUGCACCUCUUCCAGCAAUGCACCCUGGGUAUUAACGGUUUUACGAAAAAGGAAACAAACUUGCAAGACGUUUUCGUCUUGCGAAGCAAGCCCAUAGGGAAAUUCGUCUUGCGAAGCAGCUCGAAAACGAAAAAAACCUUUCGUCUUGCGAGUUUUUCGUCUUGCGAGGCGUUCGUCUUGCGGGGCACCACUGUAUUUGUUACUGAGCUGAAGGGGGAGACACUGCAUCUAUGAUGAAGGUGAUCAUCUCCCCUGAAGGUGUGGAAUGGAAUCUCUAGGGCAGAAAUGUUUCCCUGAAGGAUUUUUUCCUGUCAUGUGUCAGUCAUUCACCAAUAUAAAAGAAAUGUCAGUUGAGAGCAAGCAGUGAAUUAGAGGAGCCAACCAAUGAGCAGGAAAAGGCAACUGGAGAUCUUGGUGGAACAGAGUCUGUUUCUUCUUUGAACUCUGUGUUAACUUAUCUCGAUUUCACAAAAAAUAGUGCAUAAUCAUAUUCUCCUGAAACACACAUGCAGAUUGUUUUUAGCUUGCUGCUUAGCAUAAUUUUUCACUGGGUUAGAUCUUUCUGUGUUGAGUUUUCAACAGAUAUUUUGCACAGCUCUGAUUAUGUAAACUGCUUUAAGGCUUUAUUAAAACCAAGACGUAUAAAUCUUGUGAACUGAAAUAAACGAACUUUUGUUCCUCGUGAGGGGAAAUUCUACUUAUUUUUCAGAAUUUUUCCUUGGGACAAUUACACAAAGCCAGAUAUUCCUAAAAUGUCAGCACUGCAAAGCUUUGAAAAGAUUUAAGUGUUUAAUCAAUUGCUUUUUCAGACUUCACUAAAAAAGGAUAAUGAUACUAAUUUUCACCUUUGUUUGUAUCUCCUCCCCCACCACCCACCCCUCACAAGACACGUUUAGCCGUGCGGUGGAGAACCCAACCCAUCAGGUAAAGGGAAUCCUGGGAGGAUCAGUCUUGUUUCCUGCCAACAUAUCUCAAGGAAUAACAGUGGAGAAAAUGGAAUGGGACUUUUACCCCCAAAGCGGUGGCCUGGGCUUUUGGCUGGGGGAAUUCAGCCACGGUAAACUGGAGCACCCAAGUCCCACUGAUCGGUUUGGACAACGAUUAGACAUGGUGAACGAGACAACACUGAAGGUCAAAGACCUGGAGUUGGAUGACAGUGGGAUCUACAAUGCUCGCAUCUGGUUUAUGAAAUCACGGUUUCAAGAACAGAGUUUCAGCCUCACAGUUUAUGGUAAGUUAUUCCUUUCCCUGUUUGGCUCAUGGAAUAGGAUCAGCACCAUUUACAACAUAGGUACUGGGUGGGACCCAAACUUUAUGUUGCUUUCAACUGUCUUCAACAGAGCCAGUGCCAACACCACAGAUGCUCCAUCAAGAGGUAUCCAAUACUCUAGAGGGAUGUAAUGUGACCCUGCAAUGUCAGACACCUGGAAGGGAAGAACACAAGGUCUCCUGGGAAAGAGGGAAUCCCUCCAGGGCCUUAGAAAGCAGCCUGGAUGAGUUCCAGCUUUCUGAUAGUGGAAGGCAACUCCAUGUCUUCUGGAACACCAUACCUUUUGACUCCACAUUGACUUGCCUGGUCAGCAACCCUGUCAGUGAAAAGAGAGCCUCAUUUGACUUGUCCCACAUCUGCUCAAGUAUUGGAGGUGAGCAAUGUAUCUUUAUCCAGAGUUGCUGUUUGGGGUCUUAUAUUGCUUACACCCUAUGGGGAUUCAAGGAGAGACAUUCAUAUAUGCAAGCACCCCUCCUCACAUGCUUGUUGACCAGUGUUAGAGAAAAUUCAGUCCUGCUUGAAGAUUGCCCUGACCCAUCUGAAUUGCUGCUUCUGCUUCUUCCUCCUCCUCCUACCCCUAGGUAAAUAAAUUACAUUUGGAGCAGGCCAAAGUGAAGGCUGCAGCAAUGUCUGACUGCACACAGGAUUGUGCUGUAAUUCUGGAUCCAGCCUUAUGGCUACACCACCCAGUAGCCAGCGUGGUGACUUGCAGAGGCUGCCAGACUCUACCCAGCAGCAUAACCCCUGCCCAUUGGGCCUGCUGGCUGGAGCUGAUGGAAACUGGAGUCCAGCAACAUCUGGAGAGCAACACAUUUCCUGCCCCUGUUUCAACACCUCUUUUCAUGUCUUGCCUUCAUCUCACCGGCUUCUUGUAUCCUAACAGAAGGUAUUUUUGUUUUGGAAGUCUGUCCUGGCAUUUCAUUUAUUCUGCUUCUCUCAUGUAGGAUAAUCACUUUGCUUGUUGCUAUUGAAGCAUUUUCAAGAGUCUCUUAUUGCACAUUGCAGGUGAACAUACUGGAACCCAGAAGAUCCUGUAUCUUAUUUCUGGUCUCUCUGCAGCUUUUUUGUUGGGAAUUGUGAUUGUGGUGGCAAAAUGCCAGUGGAGAAAAAGGCAUCAAGGAGGUAGAACCAUCUCUAUUAAUCUUCUUCCCAUCUCACCUGGGAUUGGGGCUCCCUACCAAUAUGCCUCUACCUUUACUGUGUUUAUCAUGAGAAGCAGAAUUAGGUCAGUGUCAUGGAAUAAAUAUUGUUUCUCAUGUUACAUUCCACAGAAAUUGUCCGUAGGCUUCCAGAGAAGGGGCAAAAUUUUAUUGCACACCAGAACUCAGAAGAGAGGCUCUCACAACUUUUCAUGUAGUUGCCAAUAGUGUAACCAACUCUGAAAAUGAUCUUUUAUUUCUUCAUAAUCUCUUAAUUUUUACAGAGGGGAAUCUAAACUGAAAUCAAUGGAAAGUGUAAGGAGCCUUGUUAUGGCUACAAUAUAAUCAGUGACAUGAAAUGUUUGACAUGGAAGAAAUGUUUUUUUUGGACCAAAGCUCACAAUUCGAAAAAUAACUUAUACAAAACAAAGAAAAACUUUUAUCUAAAAUGUACAAUCUGUUAUUAGAUUGGGAAACAAAAGAUGAGCUUGUCAAAGCUUCUAUGACACAUGGAGCAAUAGAUAUAGGAUACAACAUAGAUUUUAAUCUUUGGAAAAAACUUUGGAAGAACGAUCUGAAGUUUUCAGCAUGUUAUUCUUUGAAGGAUAAUUAUUUGAAAAUGAUUUGCAGAUGGUAUUUAGCUCCAAGUAGACUUGCUAAGAUGUAUAAGACUGAAUCAGAUAAGUGAUUAUCUGCACUGGAGAUGCAAUGAGGUUGGGGGAACGUUCUUUCAUAUGUGGUGGACCUGUAAAAGGGUAAAAGAGUAUUGGGAAAUGAUCCAUAAUGAAUUGAAAAAAAUGUUCAAAAGUACCUUUCAAAAAAACCCCCACUGUCAGGGGUUCAGGGACAGAGGCACAGGGUAGGGAGGAGAUGGAGAGCGAUGGGGGUGAAUCCCAGGACAGUGAGGAAGAGGAUGACAAUGACUCAAGAGAUUCCAUGAGUCUUUCCAGCGAAUCAGAGGAUUCCCAGAAGGGGGCGCCAGUGGUCAAGGCCAGGGUAGCCCCAGGGGGACGUGUCAGGAACAGGGGCCAGCGGGGGAUCCCAAAGUGGCAGCUGGGCGUCAGGACCAGCCUCCCCACCAGAGUGCAGCGAAGGGGGUGGAGGUUCCAGUGUAUCAGGGGAAGCAGCUCCGGCAGCAGAGAAGGGAGGGAGGUCGGAGCAAGCCAUCCUCCCGGAAGGGGAGGGGAGUAGUGAAGGGAGUAGUGUAACUGUCAAAAGGAAAGUUAGAGGUUGGGCGCGUGCGCCAAGUUCAAAUGUAGAGGCGCGCGGAAGUACAGGGAGCCCGGAGGAGGGGCCAGGUCCCAAAGCCCGCAGGAGGGGGGAAGAGCAGUCGGGGGAUAGCGCGUCAGGGGAAUCCAGGAGGGGCGAAACCGCAGCGGGCAGAAAGACCCUGAGGAAAAGGAAAGAGAGAAAGAGGUGGAGCAGCGCAAGGCUCUUAAACUGGUGCAGGGGAGGGACUGACUCAGAGGGGACUUCAACGGUCUAAGCGUACAGACGUGAGGCUGCGCGCCUCGGAUAUGAAGCAAACAAUGAACUGCAAUAAACACUUUUGUAUGU